CCUCUGAAGAAGCUGAUGGAAUCAUACUCCCGUCCAUUAUUGCUCCAUCUUCUGCUUCCUUGGAAAAGGUGGACUUCAGCAGCUCAUCGGAUUCUGAAUCUGAGAUUGGCCCUCAAGAGCGGGGACAAAGUGAGGGGAAGGAGCGAAAGUUGACUUUACCGCUUGCUGGAAUAAUGCAAAGAGAUGGCACCAAACCUCUUCCUAGUGUUACCGAGCUUUUCCCAGAAUUUAGACCCGGCAAGGUUUUACGUUUUCUUCGACUUUUUGGGCCUGGGAAAAGUGUCCUUUCAGUCUGGCGCAGCGCACGGCGAAAACGCAGAAAGAAGCACAGAGAAAUGCCCCAAGAAAUUCAGACAAAGGAGGGUGAGGAAGCAGAGGUCGUAACUGACAAGUCCUCUUGUUGGGAAUAUGAAUAUGCUCCACCACCGCCACCUGAGCAGUGCCUUUCAGAUGAUGAGAUCACCAUGAUGGCUCCCGUGGAAUCAAAGUUCUCCCAGUCUACUGGGGAUACAGAUAAAAUUGCAGAUACAAAACCUAAAGUAGCAGAAUGGCGCUAUGGACCAGCUCAGCUGUGGUAUGAUAUGCUUGGCGUGCCUGAAGAUGGCAGUGGAUUUGAUUAUGGGUUUAAGUUGAAAGAGAAUGAUGCAGAGGAUGCUGAAAAGAAACCAGAGGAAUCCACAGAGGCUCAAUUUCAAGAUGAACAUUUCCUGAUGGUAACACAGCUUCAGUGGGAGGAUGAUGUCAUCUGGAACGGGGAGGAUGUUAAGCACAAAGUAACAAAGACCCAGAGAGCCAGUUUAGCGGGUUGGCUUCCCUCCAGUAUGACCAGGAAUGCCACAGCCUACAAUGCCCAGCAAGGGCUAAAUCGAAGUGGAUCACUUUUAAAUCUACCAACGCCUCUAGUGCAAAAGCCAAGCAUACCAGGUUCUUUGAUCUCUUCUAAAGGGAAGGAAAAACACCCUCCAGAACAGCAAGCAUCUACUGAAGAAGAUCGCCCAUGGUUUUCCAUUUUUCCUAUCGACAAUGAGGAACUGGUUUAUGGACGAUGGGAAGAUAACAUAAUUUGGGAUGAUGAAGCCAUGGACAGGAUUUUAGAGCCUCCUGUUUUAACCUUAGAUCCAAAUGAUGAAAACAUAAUACUGGAAAUCCCAGAUGAAAAAGAAGAAACUACCUCAAAUUCUCCCUCUAAGGAAAGCAAAAAGGAGUCAUCGCUAAAGAAAAGUAGAAUUUUAUUAGGGAAAACUGGGGUGAUCAAAGAGGAGCCCCAGCAGAACAUGUCUCAGCCAGAGGUAAAGGAUCCCUGGAAUUUAUCCAAUGAUGAAUUUUACUAUCCAAAGCAGCAGGGAUUACGAGGAACAUUUGGAGGAAACAUUAUCCAGCACUCGAUCCCGGCAGUAGAGCUCAGACAGCCUUUUUUCCCUACACAUAUGGGUCCUAUGAAACUGCGGCAAUUACACCGCCCUCCAUUAAAGAAAUAUUCAUUUGGGGCCCUUUCCCAACCAGGAGCACACUCCGUGCAACCGCUUCUUAAACACAUCAAGAAGAAGGCAAAGAUGAGAGAGCAAGAGCGGCAGGCAUCUGGAGGAGGAGAGAUGUUUUUUAUGCGUACUUCACAGGAUCUUACAGGCAAAGAUGGAGACCUAAUUUUGGCUGAGUACAGUGAAGAAAAUGCGCCGUUAAUGAUGCAAGUUGGCAUGGCAACCAAAAUCAAGAACUAUUACAAGAGGAAACCAGGGAAGGAUCCUGGUGCACCAGACUGCAAGUAUGGAGAGACCGUUUAUUGUCACACCUCCCCGUUCCUUGGCUCUCUGCACCCAGGGCAGCUUUUACAGGCUUUUGAAAAUAAUUUAUUUAGAUCUCCAAUCUACUUGCACAAGAUGCCUGAAACAGACUUCCUGAUAAUUCGCACCCGCCAAGGCUAUUUUAUUCGCGAUUUGGUGGACAUUUUUGUCGUUGGGCAACAGUGUCCUCUCUUUGAAGUUCCUGGCCCAAACUCUAAAAGGGCAAACACGCAUAUCCGGGAUUUCUUGCAAGUGUUCAUAUAUCGUCUUUUUUGGAAAAGCAAAGAUAGACCUCGCCGAAUUCGCAUGGAGGAUAUUAAAAAGGCUUUUCCUUCCCAUUCAGAGAGCAGCAUCAGAAAGAGACUUAAACUGUGUGCAGAUUUUAAAAGAACAGGAAUGGACUCUAAUUGGUGGGUUUUGAAACCAGAUUUCCGCUUACCAACAGAAGAAGAGAUUCGCGCAAUGGUGUCUCCGGAGCAGUGCUGUGCCUAUUACAGCAUGAUUUCAGCAGAACAGCGUUUAAAGGAUGCUGGCUAUGGAGAAAAAUCCUUUUUUGCCCCCGAUGAGGAGAAUGAAGAGGACUUCCAGAUGAAGAUAGACGAUGAGGUAAGGACUGCACCUUGGAACACUACAAGAGCAUUUAUUGCUGCUAUGAAAGGAAAAUGUCUGUUGGAGGUGACUGGAGUUGCAGACCCAACUGGCUGUGGAGAAGGAUUCUCUUAUGUGAAGAUCCCCAACAAACCAACUCAACAAAAGCAAGAUGAUAAAGAGCCUCAGCCGGUGAAAAAAACAGUGACAGGAACUGAUGCAGAUUUGCGCAGACUUUCAUUGAAGAAUGCCAAACAGUUGCUCCGCAAAUUUGGAGUGCCAGAAGAAGAGAUUAAGAAGCUUUCUCGAUGGGAAGUAAUAGAUGUGGUGAGAACAAUGUCCACUGAGCAAGCACGCUCUGGAGAGGGACCAAUGAGCAAAUUUGCUAGAGGAUCACGUUUCUCUGUGGCAGAACAUCAAGAAAGAUAUAAAGAGGAGUGCCAGCGCAUAUUUGAUCUUCAGAAUAAAGUCUUAGAAUCUGCAGAGAUUUUGUCCACAGACACAGAUAGCAGCUCCGCUGAAGACAGUGACUUUGAAGAGAUGGGAAAAAACAUUGAGAACAUGCUACAGAAUAAGAAGACUAGUUCUCAGCUGUCUCGAGAGCGAGAAGAGCAGGAGAGAAAAGAGCUGCAGAGGAUGUUAAUGGGGGAAGACAGUGGCAAUGACAAAGAGCGGAGCCGAAAAGACAAAAAAGACAGAAAAGGAUUUUCCACAGGGUCAGCUACUCCAGGAGGCUCUCACAGGGAUGAUGACACUGCUUCAGUGACAAGUCUAAAUUCAGCAGCUAGUGGACGUCGACUGAAAAUCUACCGCACAUUUAGAGAUGAGGAUGGAAAAGAAUAUGUUCGAUGUGAGACAGUGCGCAAACCAGCUGUCAUUGAUGCUUAUAGUCGAAUCCGUACCACUAAAGAUGAUGAAUUUAUCCGGAAAUUUGCCCUCUUUGAUGAACAACAUCGUGAGGAGAUGAGGAAAGAGAGGCGAAGAAUACAAGAGCAGCUUCGAAGACUGAAACGCAACCAAGAAAAGGAAAAACUAAGAGGUCCACCUGAGAAGAAACCCAAGAAAAUGAAGGAACGUCCAGACCUAAAGCUAAAAUGUGGAGCUUGUGGAGCAAUCGGGCAUAUGAGGACCAACAAGUUUUGUCCACUGUACUACCAAACUAAUGCUCCUCCAUCUAAUCCAGUGGCAAUGACUGAGGAACAGGAAGAGGAGCUGGAAAAGACAGUGAUACACAAUGACAAUGAGGAGUUGAUCAAAGUGGAAGGAACCAAAAUAGUCUUGGGAAAACAGCUUAUUGAAAGUGCGGAUGAGGUCCGUAGGAAAUCCUUGGUCUUGAAGUUCCCUAAACAACAGUUACCUCCAAAGAAAAAGAGAAGAGUUGGAAGUACUGUGCAUUGUGACUACUUAAAUCGACCUCAUAAGUCUAUACAUCGUAGGAGAACCGAUCCUAUGGUCACCCUAUCUUCAGUUCUUGAGUCCAUCAUUAAUGACAUGAGAGACAUGCCCAAUACCUAUCCUUUUCAGAGUCCAGUUAAUGCUAAAGUAGUGAAGGAUUACUACAAGAUAGUGACAAAUCCUAUGGAUUUACAAACAUUAAGAGAAAAUGUGCGCAAGAGAAUGUAUCCAUCCCGUGAAGAGUUUCGUGAACAGGUGGACCUAAUUGUCAAGAAUAGCAUCCUUUACAAUGGUCCCAAACAUGCAUUGACUCAGAUUUCCCAAGAAAUGUUGAAUUUAUGUGAUGAGAAACUGAGAGAGAAAGAAGACAAGCUGGCAAGAUUGGAGAAAGCAAUUAACCCAUUGCUGGAUGAUGAUGACCAAGUCGCCUUCUCCUUUAUCUUGGAUAAUAUUGUGACUCAGAAGAUGAUGGCAGUGCCAGAUUCAUGGCCUUUCCAUCAUCCUGUAAAUAAAAAGUUUGUUCCUGACUACUACAAAGUCAUUACCAACCCAAUGGAUUUGGAGACAAUUCGGCAGAAUAUUUCUAAACACAAAUAUCAAAAUCGGGAAUCCUUCCUGGCUGAUGUUAAUUUUAUUUCUGCAAACAGCGUAAAAUACAAUGGGCCAGACAGUCAGUAUAGUAAAACUGCACAGGAAAUCGUCAAUGUUUGUAGCCAGACUCUGGCUGAGUAUGAUGAGCACCUAACACAACUAGAAAAGGAUAUUUGCACAGCUAAAGAGGCUGCUCUGGAUGAUGCUGAUCUAGAGAGUCUGGAUCCAAUGACUCCUGGACCAUAUACUCCCCAGCCUCCUGACUACUAUGACACAAACACGUCCCUCAGCAUGUCCCAGGAAGCUCCUUACUACCCUGAUGAAAGCAAUAUGUCAGCCACAGAAGCAGCUACAGCUUCACUUGGAAAGAGAAGCUUGAUGAGACUAGGAAGGAACCGUCUAGGGGAAGAUGAUUCAGAUAUUGACAUUGAAGGAUAUGAAGAUGAUGAUGAUGAUGAUGAUGGGAAACCUAAGACUCCAGCCCCUGAAAUUGAGGAUGUUGAUGGGGAUUUGGCUGAGGAAGAUGAGAAUACAGUGCAACAGCCGCAGGCCAGUGUAUUAUACGAGGAUUUACUGAUGUCUGAUGGUGAAGAUGAUGAUGAUGGAAGCGAUGAGGAAGGAGAUAAUCCCUUCUCAUCCAUCCAGCUUAGUGAAAGUGGCAGUGACUCAGACAUUGAGUCAGGAGGAAUUAGACCUAAACAGCCUCACAUGCUACAGGAGAAUACCAGACUGGGGAUGGAAAAUGAUGAAAGUAUGAUGUCAUAUGGGGAAGGAAUGGAGACCUCUCAAGGCAUAGAAGACAGCAAUAUCAGUUAUGGAAGUUAUGAGGAGCCUGACCCGAAAUCUAACACUAGAGACACCAGUUUCAGUAGCAUGGGAGGCUAUGAGUUAUCAGAAGAAGAGGAGGAUGAGGAAGAGGAGCAUCGUGGGCCCAAUGUGCUCAGUCAGAUCCAGCUAUCGGAGGAUGAAGAAGACAGUGAAGAGUUUGCCUCCAUUCAUGGAGAUAGUGACGUGGAUUCUGAUAAUUAAAAGAACUAAGUAAAAAUCUAACUUUCACGCCUUGUGUGGAGAGCAUAAAUACAUUAUUUCAAAAACUUUGCAACAUACUGUAUAUGAAAUGUAGCCUUUUAGGGUUUUAAACUUUAGGAGCAGCUCUGUAUCAGAGUCCUGUUUUACCUGAAGCAGCAUACAAUUUAAUUGCCCUUGUAAAUAUAUGCACGUUUUCAGUGUAAUGUACAAAGAUUUUCCUGUACUGUUUAAAUAAAGUUCACUUUGUUUUUGUUUA
Hyla sarda is the source of this 5640-nucleotide messenger RNA. RefSeq names its product TATA-box binding protein associated factor 1 (gene TAF1). The record is from RefSeq and is a predicted model, not a curated record. Gene Ontology annotation, biological process: transcription by RNA polymerase II; RNA polymerase II preinitiation complex assembly; DNA-templated transcription initiation. Gene Ontology annotation, molecular function: histone acetyltransferase activity; RNA polymerase II general transcription initiation factor binding; RNA polymerase II general transcription initiation factor activity. Gene Ontology annotation, cellular component: transcription factor TFIID complex. Lineage: Eukaryota; Metazoa; Chordata; Amphibia; Anura; Hylidae.